This is a messenger RNA of Zingiber officinale, 3412 nucleotides long. Its product is annotated as WRKY transcription factor WRKY51-like. The coding region runs from base 84 to 1034 and encodes 316 amino acids. The record is from RefSeq and is a predicted model, not a curated record. Lineage: Eukaryota; Viridiplantae; Streptophyta; Magnoliopsida; Zingiberales; Zingiberaceae. Gene Ontology annotation, molecular function: DNA-binding transcription factor activity; sequence-specific DNA binding. The transcript has 5 exons. Gene Ontology annotation, biological process: regulation of DNA-templated transcription.
UGCUCUCUGCUCUCUGCUCUCUGCUCUGCCGUUUGUUCACCCAAAUGCUUGCGUGGUAGUUUUUAGGGCUCAGAUCUGCGGCGAUGGCGGUCGAUCUGAUGAGCUACGGCAAGGCGGAGGAGCAGAUCUCCAUUCAGGAAGCCGGCGCCGCAGGACUCCGCUCCAUGGAGCACCUCAUCCUCCGCCUCUCCGACUGUCGAUCACAGCAGCAGCUAGACUGCCGCGAGAUCGCCGACGUCACCGUGUCCAAUUUCAAGAAGUUCAUCUCCGUUCUCAACCGAACUGGGCACGCCCGAUUCCGCCGCGGUCCUACCGCGCCGCACCUGACGGCGGCAGAGCCGAAGCAGGUUAGUGCUAUGGCGGAAACCCUGAUCCUCUCCCCCGUACCUCUCCGGACCAAGCCUCCCCGGCAUUCCCUGCCGCCUUCGCCGCUGCCGACCCAGACACGGACCCUCGACUUCACCAAGCCGAUUCACGUCUCGGCGAGCGAGGCGUCGCCGCGGAGCCGGUACAACAAAGAGUGUUUCAACAUCUCGGCGACCGCUUCUUUUGUGUCUUUCGUCACCGGUGACGGCAGCGUGCGGAACAGCAGGACCGGUGCUGCGACAUCCCUCAUCCUCUCCCCGUCCGUUUCCGCCGGCAAGCCGCUGAUCUCCUUCUCAACGCUCGAUCGACGGUGCCACGAGCAUGUUCGCGCACACUCGGAGCAUAUCGACGGUAAGUACGCCGUUCCUAGCGAGCAAUGCCACUGCUCCAAGAGAAGUAAAUCUCGCCUCAAGCGGAUGAUCCGCGUGCCGGCAGUGAGCGCGAAGGUUUCUGACAUUCCCACUGACCAGUAUUCGUGGCGCAAGUACGGCCAGAAGCCGAUCAAGGGCACCCCUUACCCCAGGGGCUACUACAAGUGCAACACCCUGCACGGUUGCCCAGCCAGGAAGCAGGUGGAGCGGGCACGCGAAGACCCUUCGAUGUUGAUCGUAACGUACGAGGGGGAGCACCUCCAUACGGCGGUUGGCGCCGCCGACUCCGUCAUCUGAGGUCGUCCCUUCUCACGCAGUCUUCAUUCAAUUUCCCCUGUUCAUUUCAUCUUCCCCGAAAUGAAAAAAAAAACGAAAUGAAAAGGAGAAUUUUUUAUUUGCCCUGACAUUUAUUUUAUUUUCAAAUGCCUCGUUGAAAAGAAUUGUCAAAAUACUUCUGAGAGAUUCAAAUUCUCAGCAUUUUGCUUUCAAUCAUUUACAUUAUUAUCUAUCUAAACUUCAUGCAUCUGCUACGUUAUUUUUCCAGUUAAUUAGAGUAACAACAAUCUUAAUAAUUAGAGAAUGAAAUAAUAACAAUUUAAAAAGGUACUUGGAGAUUUUUCAAACUAUGAGUGUUGUCUAUUAAAGAUAAUAAACAUAACAUUUGACAAAGCAACACGUGGGUGUGGUUAAUUAUGGUUUAAUGUUUGGUGAAGUGGGUGGGUUUAGUCAUUAGGAGUUAAUUUAGUGUGGGAAUUAAAUGGUGCGUGUAGUUAGGUCAAAUAUCUUAUAUAGAUAGAAGAAGGAAGCUUGCAUUAGUCGGGGAUAAUGUAGAUAAUGGAUGAUGACAUGGCCUUUUAACUUUCACAGACUUUCCUGAUGCUCGACUUCUUUUAUCAAUUGCUUGCUUUGAAUGAAUGGUUUAGAAAUACAAUUGCAAUAAUCCAUUGGGUUUAUUUAUGAUAAAUUUUUUAAUUCAUUUUGUCGAACCGGAUCAACCAAAUCAGAAGGCAAGUUAGUCUCAACUCACAACUGGUUCAUCUGCUGUUUCUUUGUGAAAAACACUACUUGCAACACUUCGAUUCAAUAAACAAAGGCUAUGCCACCACAGUAUUUUGACUCGUGCAUAUAUGCCAAGUUUCUCCAAGUUGAUGACUGUCCAGGACUCUAAGUUGGUCUUUAUUUAUUAAAUAAAAUGCCUCUAUUCUCAACUUCUGUCUUGAAACUACUACAAUACAUCUAGUGGGUGGAGGUUGGCAUCUGAACCUAAUAGCAAUACCGGUAUUGGAUGAUGCUUGUGAGGAAAAAGCCAACCCCCACUUCAUUUGCUUUUGAGUGGUUGGAGGGGCAUGUGCCUUAUUUAUUUUGAUGACCAGGAAGGUAGCCAAGUUGAUUAAAACAUCGUGGAUAGAGCCAAAUGGGCAAAUAUUCAAAUCGAGUUCCACUCACUUGCUUAAUUAGCACGUUGUUUACUUGCUUGGUUUGAUAACUCAGUUAGACCUGACCCAUUAACUUGCCUAUUCAACCUCUCAUGUUUGCCUAGCUCAUUUAAUUUGACCAUUCCGAUUAGCUAAUUUUUCAAUUUGUUUGAUUUGCCUUACUUGUUCUACUUGAUCACUCUAUUAAGCAUAGAAUUUGAUGGCUCAAUUAACUUGUUGAUGGACAUGAUUUUCUCACCAAUAAUCUCAUUUAAGUGAGAUUAUUGGUGAGAAGAUAAUCACCAGGUCUUUUUGAAUGCUCAAAUUGUUCAUCGACCGCCUUGUAAAGCAUCAGAAUUAAAGAAAUUUGCUUUGCUUUGCGCGCAAUGGCUUAGCAUCCCGCAAGAUGAUUCAUGCAGAAAGCAUGGAAUGCAAGGCAACCAUACUUUAAAUGGUUAGUGUGGCAACGAAAAACACUCCCGGUCGAGUGCUGAACUGGAAAAGAAGAAUGGAGUUGGAAGAUGAUUAGAGAUAUCGGUGGUGUUAACAGCAUCCAGAGAUUCUAGACUUCUUGCACCAGGGCACGGAUGCAAAUUAAAGCACCUUCAGCUUCCAUCCUUCUGUACAAUUUCUAUAUACAUAUUCUAUUUUGUGUAUAAUAAUUGUUGCCAAACAAUGUUUUUUCGCCAACUUUUAAACAUAUACCUCCAUUAUAUAAGUUCAAAUAGGUCAACAAGAUAUAAGUUAGCCUAGAAUAUAUAGUGUUAUAAUAAAAUUAUUUAUUAAAACUAUAGAAUUAGUAUUUUUGUUUGAGUAUAGAAUGUUGGACCCCGUGGUUGUUUUGAUAUGAUCAACCAAGUUUGUUAAAUCUUGCUUUGUGUUUGAUCCUUGUGUCUGAGUGUGCAGGAGAUUAGAAGCGCAGAAAGUCGAACGGAAGACACAGCUAGCGAGAAGAACGGCACGGGAAGGGAGCCGACGGGUUCGAUGCGUCUGAAGGACGAGAGAGCUGCGGAAGAGUACACCGGUGGGCGAGAAAAACGUACGCGGCGUUCAAGGGGCGUUAAGCCGAGGAGGAAGGCUGCUCGAGUAGAAAGCCGGAAAUUGGGUUCGGGUGAACCAUAUUUCGGUUGGUCGUAAUCAUCCAAAAAAACGGAGCUUCGGAAGUCAAAGCGAAGGAAAAAGUGAGCUGGAAUUCAAGCUCAAGGCGCCUUCAUCAAAGCUUGAAGGCCCCUUCAUCUUGAAGGCGCCUUCAAUGCUUGU